AUGGAUCCUAAACUUUGGUUGCUUGUAGAAUAUGUCGAAGAUAAAAGUGCGUUUUCUAAUUAUGGCGUUAUUAAUACUAAUAAUAUCAUCCAACACGAUACCGAUCUUAACAAUGGGAAUAUUAUUUUCGUCAGAGAUAAAAACAACGGAGCACGCAAGGCCCAAGUACUUAGGAUAUCUGAAAGCAAACGAUACGUAAAGGAUCUCAAAAUAAUGUUGGAGAGACAAGACAAUCAAGUGAAGAAUGUCGUUACUUUGUGCAUGAAUACCAUCAAAGAAAUGAAGACUGGCCAACUGUUAUUAGACCCUCAGGAAGGACGAUCCUUGAAUGCCUUAAAUAGAACUUGCAAGCUUCCAGAAGAAGUUGAAACGAGUUCAAGUGAUAGCGAUAGUGAUGAAGAGAUCCAUCACAAUCUUAAUCUUACUAAAUCCAUGACAAAACACCACUAUCAAUCUAAAAGACCAGAUUCGAUGCCCAGUGGACAAAUAAGUCGACUUUUAAAUGACAAGACUAUUUUCCAUAGUCGCAAGCCGUUAAAAAGCAGCACUCCUUUACCGGAAAAACCUUUUAAUGAUGCUAUUAAACUUACUUUCGACCAAGGAACGCAAACAGACCCAGAACAACAUCCAAGCGAGAAGAUAGAAGAAUUACAAGUAGUCUUAGAACGUCUCUACGGACAAUUCCUUGCAUUGAUUGCUGAAGUUGAACUGAAAGAAAACCAAAGCGCAAUAGAAGCGGCCGAGAAUAAUUUUUCAGAACCGAAUGUAAUGCAAGACUUUGUUAAUACUGACACUCAGUAUUUAACUAAUGCUGAUAUUGAAUUAGACCAAAAUCAAGCAAAAGUACUUCAAGUUCGUAGAGCAUCCGCUCAAACAACAAACGCUGGUUUGUCAAUGGUUGACUAUAAUACAGACAUGGUGUCCAUUGGAAGCGGAAAUGUUACUGUGCCAGCAAGGUUAUGGGCUACUAUGGAUUGGACGUCUCAUACCUCCGCGACGCGACAACUGCUGCAGGCUGUCUUUCCUAGGAGAGUUUUAGCUACCCAUUCUCUUACGGGUAAACAGUCACCAGCUUUUGUUGACAGACCACCAAAACAGCGAUUAGAUCCAAAACUCGUUGACGACAUCGUGACCACGGUAUCAGAAAGAUGUAAUGUCCCAAAAAGAAUUGUAAGAAGUUCUAUAACAACCAAAUGUACUGAUGAAGCGAAGCUAUACAAAAAUCGCUUGCAACAAAGGAAACGUGAUCAACGUAAUCCGGAAAAUGUAUCCCCGCAGGCGUCUUCUAACGAGUCGUCUAAUGCAAGAGAUUAA
This is a messenger RNA of Danaus chrysippus (African queen), 1314 nucleotides long. The record is from the annotation of a GenBank genome assembly. Lineage: Eukaryota; Metazoa; Arthropoda; Insecta; Lepidoptera; Nymphalidae.